CAAAAAGUUUCCAAACUGACGAAAACUUCAAAGUCUCCUCUCUCCCUCUCUCCUUAAACUCAAAAUAAAAAACCAAAGACAUCAUGGUUUCCACACCUCGUUCCCGCGUGAAUCCCCAAAACAAAACUCUCUGAAACUCUCUCUCUCUCUCUCUCUCAAGUGACGAUUAUGCCCUCGGCUACGGACCCAAAGUACCGUCGCGGCGGCCCACGCGUCCCCCUCCUCCCGUCCCAGAAAUGCUCGGCGGAGGAGGAGCUCCGGGAGGGAGGCUUCGACGGCGCGUCGUUUUCAGGGGCGGUGUUCAAUCUCUCGACGACGGUCAUCGGAGCCGGUAUCAUGGCGCUUCCGGCUACUAUGAAGCAACUGGGGCUAAUACCGGGUCUGGUCAUGAUCGUGUUGGGCGCCGCGUUGACUGAAUCUUCCAUUGAAAUGAUCCUGAGGUUCAGUCGGGCCUCCAAGUCCGCCACGUAUUCGGGUCUGGUAUCCGACGCAUUCGGUGGGCCCGGUCGGACUUUAUUGCAACUUUGCAUUGUUGUCAAUAACUUGGGCAUGCUCGUUGUCUACAUGAUCAUCAUCGGUGAUGUGUUAUCAGGGACAUGGUCAGAUGGGGUGCAGCAUUCAGGUGUGGUGGAAGAAUGGUUUGGACAGCAUUGGUGGACCACACGCUCCUCCUUACUGCUUCUCACAACACUCUUUGUUUUUGCUCCUCUCAUUUCAUUCAAGCGCGUUGAUUCUUUGAGAUACACUUCAGCUUUGUCAGUGGGCUUGGCUAUUGUAUUUGUGGCCAUCACUGCUGGAGUUGCAGUUGUUAAGUUGAUAGAUGGAAGCAUUGAAAUGCCUCGUUUGAUGCCUGAACUUGUCGAUCAGGCUUCAUUUUGGAAGCUUUUCACAACUAUUCCCGUUCUAGUCACUGCCUAUAUCUGCCACCAUAAUAUUCAUCCUAUAGAGAAUGAACUGAAAGAUCCCUCCCAAAUGAAGUCGAUAGUCCGAAUGUCGCUAGCAUUGUGCUCAUCUGUUUACAUUGCUACCAGCUUCUUUGGAUUUCUUCUUUUUGGGGAUCAGACACUUGAUGAUGUACUCACCAAUUUCGAUGGUGAUCUUGGAAUUCCAUAUAGCUCAUUACUGGAUGACGUGGUUAGGGUGAGCUAUGGCAUCCACCUGAUGCUUGUUUUUCCAAUUGUGUUUUUCUCACUUCGCCUCAACCUAGAUGGUCUUCUUUUUCCCUAUGCCAUUCCGAUUGCAUUUGACAACCGGAGAUUCUUCUCAUUAACUUCAGCUCUCAUGGGUUUUAUCUUUGUGGGAGCCAACUUUGUGCCUAGCAUUUGGGAUGCCUUUCAGUUCACUGGUGCAACAGCUGCCAUUUCAGUUGGAUUCAUCUUUCCAGCUGCAAUCACACUUAGAGACACUCAUGGAAUUGCAACAAAGAAUGACAGGCUAGUCUCAUGGGUGAUGAUCUUUUUAGCUGUCUCAUCAAGCAGUGCGGCCAUCUGCAGUGACAUUUACGGCAUCUUCAGUAGUGAGAAAGAUGUUGGAGGCUAACCUAAUGAAGCAUGCAACCAUGCGGUCCUCGUGCAAAUCCCCACCCUGAAAAGCAUGCUGGGUUUGGGGUCUCUUGAUUUAUCAAAAGAGAAGCACUGAACUGUUCAAAAAUAGCAAUGCUCUCCUACGCUUUCAAUAACUGGGGCCUCAGUUUUGGAAAGUAAUGUAGGUGACCAUGAUGCUUACAUUUUAUAGUAUUACAUUAAGUGAAAUGUAUAUUUGGACUAUUUUGUGUCAAUUGUCACUCUGUGCUGGCUUAUUAAUUUUGGAUUUGCUGAAGUUGUGGUAUUCCAGAUUAAAGAGCCUAACAAGUGGAAUGUUUAGAGUGGUUUGUAACUUUUACUAAACAACUAUUCUUUAAUGUGUAGAAAGUAGAAACCAUAAGGUUCGAGGGAUGUAUUUUUAGUAACAAAAAUCUGGAGGAUAUUUUUCAAACUUCAAAAGAUUUACUUGUUACUUCUGAGA
Quercus robur (English oak) is the source of this 2004-nucleotide messenger RNA. RefSeq names its product amino acid transporter AVT6A-like. The record is from RefSeq and is a predicted model, not a curated record. The transcript is spliced from 5 exons. Bases 169 to 1539 code for a protein of 456 amino acids. Gene Ontology annotation, biological process: amino acid transmembrane transport. NCBI's taxonomy places the organism in Eukaryota, Viridiplantae, Streptophyta, Magnoliopsida, Fagales, Fagaceae. Gene Ontology annotation, molecular function: amino acid transmembrane transporter activity.